UCGUCCUCAAUCUCGUUGAUUUCGUAUUACAGUAGAGCUCACUUAUAGCAAGUUACUUACCACAAGUCGAACGUUCAGUAUGGUAGGGACAAGAGUCUAUGUCGGUGGGCUUCCAUACGGCACCAGGGAAAGAGACCUUGAGAGAUUUUUCAGAGGCUACGGUCGGUUCCGUGAUGUUCUCAUCAAGAAUGGUUAUGGCUUUGUUGAAUUCGACGACUAUAGAGAUGCUGACGAUGCCGUAUACGAAUUAAACGGAAAAGAACUUUUAGGCGAAAGAAUUACUGUAGAGAGGGCCCGGGGGACACCUAGGGGUAGUGACCAGUGGCGCUAUGGUGACUCCCGUGGUGGUUAUGGGGACUCGAGGCGAUCUGCCCGAGACGAUAUGCGGCACGACAGAGAUAGUGUGAACAGAAACACGAGGACUGCAUCUAGCUACAAGCAAUCAUUGCCCAGAUAUGGCCCACCAACACGCACCGAGUACCGCUUGACUGUGGAGAAUUUAUCAAGUCGUGUUAGCUGGCAGGAUUUGAAGGAUUACAUGAGACAAGCUGGUGAAGUGACAUAUGCUGAUGCUCAUAAGCAACGUAGAAACGAAGGAGUUGUCGAAUUCGCGACGUACUCCGACUUGAAGAACGCUAUUGAUAAAUUAGACGAUACAGAAUUGAAUGGUCGCAGGAUUAGACUCAUCGAAGACAAGAGACGUGGUCGUCGUUCAAGAUCUUCUAGUUCGCGAUCGCGUUCCCGAUCACGAUCUCGAUCGCGUCGUCGGUCGCGCUCCCGUUCAAGGUAUAAUCGUCGUUCUCGAUCCCGAUCAAGAAGCCGUCGCAGUUCUCGCAGCCACAGCCGUCGUAGCACCCGUUCCAAGUCAAGAGCACACUCGAAGUCCAAGUCCAAGUCUAAAUCCAAAUCCCCCGAGCGUAGUCGUUCACGCUCAAAAUCCAAAUCAAGAGACCGCUCAAAGUCGAAAUCUAAGUCAAAGUCCAAAUCCAGAUCUCGUUCUAGGUCCAAGGCUGAGAGGUCAAAGUCCAGGUCGCAGUCCAAAUCCAAAGCCAAGUCUCCCUCAAAGGAUAGGUCGAGCCGCGAGCGUUCCAGAGGUGACAGAUCCCGCUCCCGAUCAGGAAGCAAACAUAGCAAGAGCCGUAGUCGCUCUCGUUCGCCUAUGAAUGGUGACAAAUCGCCGGAGAGCAGCAAACAGAAAGCCGACUAAGCAGAGAGAUAAAAAAAAUCAGCAAACUAUUAUUUGUUCUUUCUUUUCCUUCUUUUUUGUUUUUUUUCU
Messenger RNA from Trachymyrmex septentrionalis, 1276 nucleotides. It is a transcript of the gene B52, whose product is annotated as serine-arginine protein 55. Gene Ontology annotation, cellular component: ribonucleoprotein complex; nucleus; cytoplasm. Gene Ontology annotation, biological process: mRNA splice site recognition; alternative mRNA splicing, via spliceosome. NCBI's taxonomy places the organism in Eukaryota, Metazoa, Arthropoda, Insecta, Hymenoptera, Formicidae. The record is from RefSeq and is a predicted model, not a curated record. Bases 80 to 1207 code for a protein of 375 amino acids. Gene Ontology annotation, molecular function: mRNA binding. The transcript is spliced from 12 exons.